Molecule: messenger RNA, 877 nt
Organism: Panicum virgatum (switchgrass)
Lineage: Eukaryota; Viridiplantae; Streptophyta; Magnoliopsida; Poales; Poaceae
Exons: 4
Coding region: 1-762 (253 amino acids)
Molecular function (GO): fatty acyl-CoA hydrolase activity
Source: RefSeq, a predicted model, not a curated record
AUGGGGCCGUCGUGGUGCUGGGACUUCGCCGAGCCAUCCGCGAUGCCGCCGCCGCCGACCGAGCCAUCCGCGACGCCACCGCACAGCUCGCUGGCAUGUGCGACCUGCGCAGAGCGUUGCGACGCCGCGGCCGCCCGAGCCAUCCGCGUCGCCGCCGCACAGUUCGCGCGGCAUGUGCGACCUGCACAGAGCGUUGCGACGCCGUCGCCGGCCGAGCCAUCCGCGACGCCGCCGCACAGCUCGCCGGAAUGGGCGACGAGGCGAGGGGCGCGGCGGCUGGCCGCCAUCGCGAGGAAGUGGCUGGAGGACCCCGCGUCGGGUACUCCGGCGAUCUCAACCCUGCCGCCAGCGAGCGAAGAGCUCAGCUCCAUGGUGAUGGCCGGCGCGCGCGUCUCCCUCGCCGAGCGCGGCCGCGUGGUCUGCUCGCUCCGCGUGCGCGCCGCGCUCACGGACGCGCAGGGGAGGUGGCACGCCGGGGCGAUUGCGGCGGCGGUGGACAACAUGUGCUCGGCGGUGGCGUUCACGGUGGAGGGCGCGCCCACGGCCACCGUCCAGUACAGCCUGUCCUUCUUCUCGCCGGCCCAUCCCGACGAGGAAGUCGAGAUGGAGGGGCGAGUGGUGAGCCGGAAGGGGAAGCUGACGUCUGCGGCGGUGGAGGUGCGCAAGAAAGAGUCCGGCGAGCUGGUUGCGAUCGGGAGGCAGUGGAUUACACGACUUGCACCUGCCUGGCCAGCCAAGAGCAACAAAAGCAGCAAGCUCUGAAUAUGUCUGAACAUGUCAAUUCACAAGCAGCAAUUCUUAUCUUGGUUAUCCGAUAGUAUUUCAGAACUCGGUGGCUAUCUGUUUUCAACGCAUUUUUCGAAAGAAGCUGCGCUCC